AUGGGAAACAACCUUCCAAAUCUACAGUUCUUCCUUGCAGAUUUCAAUCAAUUCCAUGGUCCUAUUCCUUCCUCUUUGUGCAAUGCCUCUAUGAUUCAAAUGAUUCAGCUCCUUCAUAACUCCCUAACAGGAACAAUUCCCAGUUGCCUAGGAAUUCACUUGGCGAGCUUGUCCGCAUUAACCAUUGCCGAAAACCAUAUUCAAGCAACACAAGAUGCCGACUGGGGCUUCUUGUCCAGCCUAAGCAAUUGUAGUAAUUUGCAACUGUUGGAUUUGGGUAACAACAUGCUUGAAGGUGAAAUACCGAGUUCAGUAGGCACCUUCUCCACAAAUCUAGAGUUUCUGAGCAUGGGAUCUAACAGCAUAACGGGAAAGAUUCCUGGAGCAAUAGCAAACUUGACCAAUCUGCAAACACUUAUUCUGGAAGGUAAUCAUUUAGAGGGUACUAUUCCAACCUCUCUUGGCAAAAUGAAGGGACUAAAUUCGUUAAUACUUGGAACGAAUGAACUAUCAGGAUCCAUCCCUCUAACAUUUGGCAAUCUUACCCAACUAAGCCUGCUUCAUCUUGGUGACAACAUGCUUAGUGGAAGCAUACCUUCUAGUCUUAUAGGAUGUCCAUUACAAGAACUAGACCUUUCAAACAACAGCCUUGUUGGUCCAAUACCUAGGGACUUAUUCCUCAUAAACACAUUGUCCAUCUAUGUGAAUAUCCAAAAUAAUCUAUUAACCGGAGGUUUGCCUAUAGAAUUAGGUAACCUAAAGAAUAUUGGGGAACUUGAUUUCUCCGGUAAUCUAAUAUCUGGAGAGAUUCCGAUCUCACUUGGAGACUGUCAGUCAUUACAGUAUCUGAAUGUAUCCCGGAACAAGCUUCAAGGGACAAUUCCGUCGUCAAUCAUGCAGAUGAAAGCCCUACUGAUGCUUGAUCUUUCAUAUAAUAAUCUCUCAGGGAACAUUCCUGUGUUCCUCGGGGGCAUGAAAGGGCUAGCUGGUUUGAAUCUCUCAUUCAACAACUUGGAGGGUGAGGUUCCAACAGAUGGGAUCUUCAGCAACGCAGCUUCUGCCUCAGCCUCAGUUAUGGGAAAUGAUGGUCUGUGUAAUGGAAUCCCUCAACUGAAACUGCCACACUGUUCCAACCUCACCACCAAGAAACCAACUCAGAAGCUGGCCAUAAUAUUCUCCAUAUGUGGUGCAGUUGUAUUUAUUGCAUUGGUAUUUGCACUGUCGACAUUCUACAGUAAGAGCAGGAAGAUGAAAGCAAACAUGCAGACAUCAUCCAUCGACGAGCAAUAUUUGAGGGUUUCUUAUGCUGAACUAGUCACUGCAACUAAUGGUUUUGCUUCAGAGAACCUCCUUGGUGCAGGAAGCUUCGGCUCGGUGUACAAGGGAACAAUGAGGAUAAAUGACCAGCAGGUGGUGAUUGCUGUGAAGGUGCUCAACCUCACGCAGCGAGGUGCAUCUCAAAGUUUUGUUGCAGAAUGUGAGACCCUGAAAUGCGUUCGACAUAGGAAUCUUAUGAAGAUAUUAACUGUGUGCUCGAGCAUUGAUUUUCAAAGCUGUGACUUCAAGGCCCUUGUGUACGAAUACUUACCAAAUGGAAAUUUAGAUGGAUGGGUACACCACCAUCCCAUGGAAGAUGGUGAAAAUAGGACACUACAUCUCCGUUUGAGGCUGCAGAUUGCAAUUGAUGUAGCAUCAUCACUCGAAUACCUCCAUCACCACAAGCCAAUCCCAAUUAUUCACUGUGAUCUUAAGCCAAGCAAUGUUCUCCUCGAUGGUGAAAUGGUUGCUCAUGUUGGUGAUUUCGGGCUUGCAAGGUUUCUACAUCAGGACUCGGAGAAAUCAACUGGUUGGGCAUCAAUGAGAGGCACAAUCGGCUAUGCUGCUCCAGAGUACGGACUAGGCAACGAAGUUUCAAUCCAUGGUGAUGUCUACAGCUACGGGAUAUUAUUGCUGGAGAUGUUCACUGGGAAAAGGCCAACGGACAGUGAAUUUGGAGAAUCCUUUGGCCUUCACAAGUAUGUGCAAAUGUCAUUGCCAGACAGGGCAGCAGAGGUCAUAGACCAAUACUUACUAGCAGAGAUAGAAGAUGGCGAAGAAAGCACCACAAACUCUGGCAGCACCAUGGAUCUCAGAAUUGCUUGCAUCACCUCCGCUUUGCACGUUGGAAUUUCGUGUUCACAGGAGACACCGACAAAUCGCAUCGAAAUCGGGGAAGCUCUGAAAGAGUUGCAGAUAAUAAGAGGCAGAUUUGACAAGGGGUUGCGCUUGGAAAUAGAACCCAUAAACUAA
This is a messenger RNA of Triticum turgidum subsp. durum (durum wheat), 2289 nucleotides long. The record is from the annotation of a GenBank genome assembly. Lineage: Eukaryota; Viridiplantae; Streptophyta; Magnoliopsida; Poales; Poaceae.